UAAGUUCUAUCUUCUCAUGCUACCGUGGGGUUAGAGUGCAGGAGCCUAUAUUCAAUAGUACAAACUGGUUCAUUAUAUUUAGGUUUAAAGGCUGUGACUAUCGUGGAUUGUAGAUGACUUUCAUUUGAAUUGUUGCUGUUUUAUGCAUGUGGACAGGUGGUGCCCCUACAAAAACAGACAAGAGUCCACAGACCCUAAAUUUUGUUGCAGUGCAGAUCACACAUGAUUAACACACCUGGAUGAGUCAGGACAAUGCCUGAAUGAGCCAUUCUAACAACUGUACGAGCCCGACUUCAAGAACACUGACAGCUGCGUCCGUUCCUUCAGAUAUGGAGACCUUGGGCAUCACACACUACAUCCUCAUCGGUGUCUCCACCAUUACCAUCCUUGCUCUCAUUGUACUGGGGAGUCUGUGGUUCAGAAAGUAUCGCUCCUUGGUUCAGAUCAUUCGGGAUUUACGGGGUGCCAGGUCAGUGGUAAACAUCCCCCACCACGACUAUCCUGUCCUCUCACCCAGCACUCUGUCGCCCACGUCCUUCGAGGAGAGCCAGGGAAAGGGAAACUCAGAGCAGACACCACUGCAGAGAAACAAGAAUAAGUCUGUCUCAAGACUGCCAUGGAGGCAAGUGCAACAGAGUCCGAGGUUUAACAAGUCAGACUUGAGCUUGCUGCAGCUUUUAAAGGCAGGCAAGGAGGGCGUGUUCUACAAGGCCAAGAUGAACCGUGGAACCUGCAAAGGGCACGCCAUGUUUACCUGCAAGAUCGCCAAAGAGGGUGUAACCCCUAAGCGCGUGGAAAUGGAAGUGACGAUCAUGAGGAAACUGGUGCACCACAAGAAUGUCCUCCAACUGCUCGACUGGAACUCCACCGAGGAGCCCUAUGUGUUGAUCAUGGAGUAUGUGAGCUAUGGGACCCUGCGUAGCUUCUUGCAGACCCACAAAGAGAGACUGAACUCUGACCCCGAGCUGCAGAGCCUACUCACCAUCACCUCCUAUCACAUUGCGUUAGCCAUGGAGCACCUACGCUCCAAAAUGGUGGUGCACUGUGACCUGGCCCUGAGAAACAUCAUGGUGGGCAAGUUCCCCUGGGAGGUGAAGGUGGCUGAGUUCGGCCUGGCCAGAGACCUGACCCGUAUGAGGAGCCGACACAGCAGCCACGGGAAAACCUCACGGGUGCGUGUACCCUUGCGCUGGUACCCCCCUGAGUACUUUCGAAACCAUUACUAUAGCUUCAAGGGGGACGUGUGGGCCUUUGGCAUAGUGAUGUGGGAGAUGCAGACAUUUGGCACCUUGCCCUACCCAAAUCUGGAGAGUUCAGAGUCGGUGGUGUAUUACAUAUGUGCAGGACACAAGAACACACAGCCUGAUGGCUGUAGGCCAGAAAUACUCCAGAUAAUGCAUGACUGUUGGUUGGAACCCUACACAUCCAGACCCUCCUUCACAGACAUUGUUAGAAUCCUGGAGGACAUUAUUGACAAUGAUUCAGAUUACGUGGAUGUAGAGAACCCAAUACUUUCGUCGGCGACAGAGACUGACAACCACCAAUGUGUGUUGCUGGAAUUGAAUGAAGCAAUUGUUUAACUAAAGGAAACCUUGUCAGAGAGCAGUCAGUAGGCUAAAUUGAUAUGAUGUCUGUCAAAGGCUGUUAAAGAAAAUGCUAUUUGGAUGUAAACGUUGAUUGCCUGCAACUAGAAAUGGUGCCAUUGUCUCCUGUAUUUGAGGAAUUGCGGUUGGUCUAUAGGAAGAAAAUCGAAAUGACAAUGACAGCAGUGUAAACUCCUUCUAACAAUAUUAUUGAGAAACAUCCUAUCUGAAAAUAAAUACAGGAAAUAUUUCACGACCGAAAGCUUAUAUAUAAUGUGUAAAAAAAAGUUGGGUUGUUUAUUUAAUUAAAUAAAUGUACUUAAUGCAUUCAUUUUGAAAUAUUUAAAUGUAUUGUUCACGAUCUUAACAAUAGUUUUGUGUAGCGCGUAGUAUUUAGGUCGUAAAAUAAAUUAUUAAAAUGAGUCUACUUUAGUAAU
Molecule: messenger RNA, 2020 nt
Organism: Osmerus eperlanus (European smelt)
Lineage: Eukaryota; Metazoa; Chordata; Actinopteri; Osmeriformes; Osmeridae
Product: fibroblast growth factor receptor homolog 1
Exons: 12
Coding region: 261-1580 (439 amino acids)
Biological process (GO): protein phosphorylation; positive regulation of kinase activity; multicellular organism development
Cellular component (GO): plasma membrane; signaling receptor complex
Molecular function (GO): transmembrane receptor protein tyrosine kinase activity; ATP binding; growth factor binding
Source: RefSeq, a predicted model, not a curated record